AUGACGCAUUUAAAUGUGCUUGCAUCAUCGACCUCUUAUGAUAAUGAACGUUCAGCCCUACCUGAAUUAACUUUUAUUUUUAAUCAUACAACGACAACGACACCAUUAUUUUAUUCCAAACAAACAUCAAUGAACGAUAACAUAAUUAACAGAACUAAUGAGAUGUUAUCGAAUGUUACCAUCGAACACAUACAGCAACGAAUGGAUCAUCCGAAGUAA
This is a messenger RNA of Loa loa (African eye worm), 219 nucleotides long. RefSeq lists its product as hypothetical. The coding region runs from base 1 to 219 and encodes 72 amino acids. The transcript has 2 exons. The record is from RefSeq and is a predicted model, not a curated record. Lineage: Eukaryota; Metazoa; Nematoda; Chromadorea; Rhabditida; Onchocercidae.